AGAACAACAACAACAACGCCUGACGCGUGUUCGCCAUGAGAAAGAUGUGGCAACUGAAAAAGGCGGCAGAGAGCUUUGCCAACGACCAUGGAGAGGAUUCGUUUCCCAAAAGCUAGGGCACUCGAUUGACAGGUAAACUCGUCACGGGGUAGAGUCGUUUCUAAGUCAUCAUCUCGAGUCCAACGACGUCUGUGCAUCGGAGGAGAUCGUCGUCGUCAGCGAUUCCUACUACUUCUUCCUGCUCCCAACCAACGCCAACGAAAGCCACCCCACCAACUCCCAGCUGCUGCGACGUACAGUCUGUCGCCCGAACAGUGCCAUGGGUAUAAAGGGCCCGUGGCUUGCGAUCCGCUCUGCACCUCGCUUCGAUCUCCUGCGUUGCAUUGGUCUCCUAGCUUGCUCGUUUCGUUCCUCUUUAUUUGCUCGAUCGAACGAUCGAUCGAUCCCAGGUCUUGGUUACUGCAAUGGCGUCCGGUGGCGCGUCGCUGGCCUUGGCCGCGCUGCUCCUCGUGGGCUGCGUCGCGGCGGCGGCGGCGACCAAGUACACCGUCGGUGACGCCUCCGGCUGGACGACCAGCGGCGAUUACGCCACCUGGGCCAGCGGCAAGAAGUUCAAAGUCGGCGACACUCUCGAGUUCAAGUACGCCGGCGGCGCGCACACGGUGGACGAGGUGAGCGCGGCGGACUACGCCGCCUGCUCCUCCAGCAACGCGCUCAGCAGCGACAGCGCCGGCUCCACCACCGUGACCCUCAAGACCGCCGGCAAGCACUACUUCAUCUGCGGCGUCGCGGGUCACUGCAGCAGCGGCAUGAAGCUCGUGGUGAAUGUGGCCGCGGCCAAGUCGUCCGCCCCGGCGCCGGCGCCGGCGCCUGCCGUGGCCUCGGCCCCGGACGCCGCGGACACCACCCCGGACGCCACUCCCGCCACGACCCCCAAGUCGCCCUCGAGCUCCGGCGGCGCCACGUCCAAGACCCCGGUCACGGUCCUCUCGCCGCCGGCCAAGAAGUCCACCUCCGGCGCCGCCGGGCUCAGCGCCGCCGCGUGGGCCGGCUUGGGCCUGGCCGGGCUCGUGGCCGUGCACCUCGGCGCGUUCUAGGGGGCCGACGGCCAGGGCGGAGGCAGUGCUUGCUGUUUUGUUCUCGUUUUAUUGUCGUAUCAUACAGUACUCCGUAGGAUGCCCGCCGUCGAUUCAUGUAUUUGUCGAGGACCUGAGAGGUUUCUUUUGAUCCAGGCAACUUAGUGCUUUUGCUGAGCGGCGCUGGUUAUCAUAUUCUUUUCAUGCCUUUUCUAUCAAUAUUUUCCACUUCUAUUAUUUUCUACGGAAAAGUAGUGCUUCAAAUUCCGUGUUA
Molecule: messenger RNA, 1350 nt
Organism: Panicum virgatum (switchgrass)
Lineage: Eukaryota; Viridiplantae; Streptophyta; Magnoliopsida; Poales; Poaceae
Product: blue copper protein-like
Exons: 2
Coding region: 465-1097 (210 amino acids)
Cellular component (GO): plasma membrane
Molecular function (GO): electron transfer activity
Source: RefSeq, a predicted model, not a curated record